This is a messenger RNA of Geodia barretti, 1248 nucleotides long. The record is from the annotation of a GenBank genome assembly. NCBI's taxonomy places the organism in Eukaryota, Metazoa, Porifera, Demospongiae, Tetractinellida, Geodiidae.
AUGAAUGCAGAGGCGCUGCUCCACGAGGCAGACCCGCUGGUAUCACAGGCGCUGGAGCGCGCGCUAUCAGAUAGGGAGGUAUCAGAGAGUGACGCGCUGAUCCUGCUACAGGCCCGCGGCGCCGACUUUCAUCUGGUUGGAAUGGUAGCCGACGAGCUUCGCAGGCGCAGCGCCGGCGACCUAGUGACAUACGUUGUAAAUCGCAACAUCAACUUUACAAACGUCUGCAUCAAGCAGUGUGGCUUUUGCGCGUUCAGCCGGGACUUUAGGGAGGAGGAGGGAUACUACCUUCCGCCAUCAGAGAUAGUGAGGCGCGCAGCCGAGGCGCACCGGAUGGGGGCCACCGAGGUAUGCGUCCAAGCCGGCCUGCCCCCGGACAUGCCCGGCGACACCUACGAGAAGAUAUGCCGUGCCAUCAAGUCCGAGAUACCAGACAUCCACAUACACGGGUUCUCGCCCGAGGAGGUACUGUAUGGCGCCGCAAGAUCCGGCGUCACGGUGGUGGAGUUUCUGCGCAGGCUCAAAGAAGCCGGCGUAGACACCCUGCCAGGAACGUCUGCAGAGAUACUGGACCAGGGGCUCCGCGACAGGAUCUCGCCGGGAAGGAUCACGGUAAAGGAGUGGGUGGGCGUGAUAACUGCCGCCCACAGGAUGGGAAUCCGCACAACAUCCACCAUGAUGUUUGGACACCUAGAGUCACUCCAGGACAGGGUGCGGCACAUUGCCAAGAUACGCGACAUCCAGAAGGAGACCGGGGGGUUUACCGAGUUUGUUCCGCUGAACUUCAUCCACACAGAGGCGCCGAUGUAUGCAAGGAACCUGCACGACGGCAUCAAGUCUGGAGCGUCAGCUCCGGAUGUCAUGCUGACCCACGCGGUAUCAAGGAUCAUGCUGAACGGCCUCAUAGACAACAUCCAGAUGUCUUGGGUCAAGGAGGGGCCGAGGUUUGCGCAGGUGCUUCUGGGCUGGGGCGCCAACGACUUUGGCGGGACGCUGAUAAACGAGAGCAUCUCCACAUCUGCAGGGGCAUCACACGGGCAGCUGCUAAGACCCAAGCAGAUCCGGCAGCUGGCAAGGGACAUCGGAAGGACUCCCGCCGAGCGCGACACGAGAUACGGGAUCAUCAGGACGUUUGACGACGAGCCUAAGGAGGGCGCACUGGAUGUGGCAGCAGACUCGCAGUUUGGAUCCUACUUUGAGCUCGUCAAGAUCAAAAAGUUCCGAUACGACAAUCCGCGGACAAGGUAA